AUGUCGCCGGUCGCGCGCCUGCCCUCCGUAGUCACCUUCGUGCCUCUCCUCUCGCCGCCACUCCGAAUAUCGCUGCGAGCUUGCCGAUGGCUCCGUCAAUGCCCAACCGCCGCUCCCUCCCUCCGUCCACCGCAAUGUCGCUCGCUGCAUCUCUACAAAACGGCCCGGGCAAAGACUCUCCUCGGAAUGCACAAGGUCCUUCACUUCGAUCAAUACAAACUCGAACACUACCGUGCGUCACCGCAUCGAAUAAAUCUGUUGGAUAGUUCAUCGGGCAAAGCGAUUGCGGAGGGCUUGAAACUGCAAGAGGUCUACGAUUUCUACAUCAAACCUGGCCACAUGCUGUAUUGCUGCCAACAGUUUCAUAAGACGACGGCGGAGAAUGUGGACAAACUGAAACAAGAAAGAGUUUAUGAAAACUGCAAUAAUUAUGCCAUCGUGCAAGCGCACAGCACGCAUUUCAAGCUCCCUGCUCUCAGGAAGAUGAAGAAGAAGAAGGGGGAGGAAGAGGAGCAGGAGCAGCAGAAAGGCCAAAUCACGAACUGGGACGGGAUAAAGGAGAUACACCUGAAUCUUUCGAGCCCAGUGGAGUAUUGGAAGAUGUCGCUAGAUCGCGCAUAUCAGUUUGUCGAAUCCGGGCAUCCCGUGGAGAUGAACUUCCGAAUUAGAGGCAAACACACCAGCAAGCAAGAGAGGCUGUUGCCGGGACCGAGUGAUCGUUGGCCGUGGCUGCACAAUUACUUUCCGCACAUGCGACCAGACUUCAUCCUAAAGGCCAUGCCCGAGGGGACCUUCUUUCUGGUCAAACCUGUCUCCGACGGCCGGCAUGUGCAGUGGGUCAUGGCGCUACCUACAAAGCAGCAUACGCGAAGCUUCGAUCUUACCAAGAAGCUGCUCAAGGUGAAGGAGGGGGUGAAAAAGUCGAUUGAGCAGGGAAAACAGCCCGGGUUGCCGACGGCGAUGCGGCUGAACCUGAUCAACGACGGCCAUGAGGAGUAUUCCCUUGAGUCGGACAAGCCCAGGGAUGCUGCGCGCUCUCUCCGGGAUGAAGACAUACGGUUUGGAAGCCAGUCGCUCGACUCGAUCUCUGCAGAGAAGAUGUACCGGUUAUCGACUAUGGAAUCGGCCAAGCAAGUCACGAGUGCGGUGCGCGAGGGCAGAUUGAUCUUCCCCACAGAAAACCGAUACAUGGCCCCAAGGAAGGGCAGUAAGGCCAAAGGGGAAUGGAAGCACAAGCAGAAGGAGCGCGCAAAGCAGAGGAACCGGUGGCAGCGCGCAAGAGCGUAG
Molecule: messenger RNA, 1287 nt
Organism: Trematosphaeria pertusa
Lineage: Eukaryota; Fungi; Ascomycota; Dothideomycetes; Pleosporales; Trematosphaeriaceae
Exons: 1
Coding region: 1-1287 (428 amino acids)
Source: RefSeq, a predicted model, not a curated record